AAGUAUUGAAUGUCCUGAGGAAUUCAGUAACCCCUCCCGUGAAAGUACAUAUUUGAGAGCGCGCACAGGAGCGAGCGCUCGUACUCCAGCUCUGCGUUCAGUUCGGUUCAGACGCUCAGACGCUCCAGAUAUUUAUCAUCACAGUGCAGCCGAAAAAAGCUUAAGUAGCCAUGGAUGCCAUUAAGAAGAAGAUGCAGAUGCUCAAGCUCGACAAGGAGAACGCCUUGGACAGAGCUGAGCAGGCUGAGGGAGAUCAAAAGGCAGCGGAAGACAGGAGCAAACAGUUAGAGGACGAACUAAUUCAGUUGGAAAAGAAGUUGCGCGUAACCGAGGACGAGCGCGACAAAGUGUUUGAGGAGUACCAAGGUGUAGAAGAAAAGCUUCUGACCGCCGAGGAGGUCGCCACCAAGCUUGAGGAUGACCUUGUAGCACUGCAGAAGAAACUGAAGGCAACUGAGGAUGAACUGGACAAAUAUUCUGAGGCUCUUAAAGAUGCCCAGGAGAAACUGGAGCUGGCUGAGAAGAAAGCCGCAGAUGCUGAGGGUGAUGUAGCUUCCCUGAACAGACGUAUCCAGCUAGUUGAGGAGGAGUUGGAUCGUGCACAAGAGCGUCUGUCCACGGCCCUGCAGAAGCUGGAGGAGGCUGAGAAGUCUGCUGAUGAGAGCGAGAGAGGCAUGAAGGUAAUUGAGAACAGGGCUAUGAAAGAUGAGGAGAAGAUGGAACUGCAGGAGAUCCAGCUCAAGGAAGCCAAACACAUCGCUGAGGAGGCCGACCGCAAAUAUGAGGAGGUGGCCCGUAAGCUUGUGAUUGUUGAGGGUGAGCUGGAGCGUACAGAAGAGCGUGCCGAGCUGUCUGAGGGACGCGUUCGAAGAUUACAGGACGAGCUUCGAGUGUUGGACCAAACCUAUAAGUCAUUAAAGGCAUCAGAAAAUCAGUACUCACAAAAGGAAGACAAAUACGAGGAGGAGAUCAAGGUUCUCACAGACAAACUGAAGGAGGCUGAGACCCGUGCUGAGUUCUCUGAGAGAUCAGUUGCCAAGCUUGAGAAGAGCAUUGAUGACCUUGAAGAUGAGUUGUAUUCCCAGAAACUCAAGUACAAAGCCAUCAGUGAAGAGCUGGACCACGCUCUCAACGACAUGACUUCAAUGUAAUUAAUCUGCUGUCUGUGUCUGUGCCCCUCCCCAUUACCCAUAAUCCCCCGUCUAUCUCUCCCUCUGUAAAUAAGUUCUUGUGACUUUAAUUCACACACUGUGACCUCUUUCUCCGUUUAAAAAUCGCUGCUAUCUCUGUAACACAAGACCCAUGGUUCCUUGUACUGUUCCUUGAGGUCUGAAGUGUCAAGUGAUUUGGUCAUUGCAAAUUUAUGCCUGGGUAUUAAAAUGUUGAACAGCGGAGCCAUGGCUUGUAGAGGCAGUGUAUAGGAGUUCUGUUCUUUCUAAAGUUUUGGAUUUAUAACCCUGUAUUUUAAUCGUUGUCUAAUAUUGUGGAAAAACCACAAAAAAAAAAGAAAAAGACUCCCUUUGGUUAAAAUGGUCGGUACAUGUUUAGUACGAGGACUGGGCUGUAAACAUUACAGCAAAUUUAUUUGACAAUAUUCAAUAUAUAUUUAUUAGGGCUGUUGAUUUAACAUUUUAAUUAAGUGCGAUUUAAUUAUGUGGAAAAUAACAUGUUAAAAUUAACACUAAUUGAUAUGCCCCCUGACCUGAACAUAAAUUCUGUACUAAGUAUUGACCUUGCUUCAUGAUUUCAAGUACUGCUAUGAUGAUUUUGCAUGUCAGCAGGGGGCAGUCAGCUGACUUAAUUGCAAGAUUGGUGUGGACUAUAGGCCAAUUUUAGACUUAUGUUUGGAGAUAUGGAAAUUAAACAAACAAUAUAUUGAUUUGUAAAGCCACUUUUUGUAUAGUCUUCCACAAUAAUGUUAAGUAUUUUAAUUAUUAUAUAUAUUAUACGUUAUAUAAUAUAACAUAAUUUUAUAAUCAUAAUAAAUGAGGCAUUUAAAAUAUAUUUUUAUUUGGGAGCAUUUCUCUGCAAAUAUUGAGGUGUGAUUUAUUGUGAUUUAAUUCGAUUAAUUAAUCGGCACGGCACAUCAUAUAAUUGAUUCAAGUUUAAAAUUAAUUGAUUGACAGCACAUUUAUAUUUGCUCUGAUCCAUAAUGAUUUAGAAAGCUGUUGUUGCCAAGUAGAUUCAAAAUGUGUAAAGCAAAAAGUAAAAAACAGUGAAAACCUAGUUUAAAAUAACCAAGGCAUGAUUUCUGUGGUUUAAAAUAUAUAUUUAUUAUAUGCUCCAAUGUAACAAUUAGGGAUGCACUGAUACCACUUUUUCUCUUCCGAUUCCAAUAUUGGAAAUCUCAGUAUUGUCCAAUGCCGAUACCAGUGUUGUUUUUGUGUGGAACUAAUUGGGAGUACUCUUUAAUAUGUAAAACGCAAACCUCUAACUACACAUUUUUGCAAUAUAAAUGUAUAGCUUAUUAAUAAACACUUUAUUAUUAACUAGUAUACUUGAUAAUGUAGCAGCAAAAUUAACAGUAAUUCCAGUCUUCAAGUCUUCAAUAGAAAAUAAACCAGUGUUUUAUUUUUGCCACUAAAUGCAUAUUAUAAGUGAACCGAACUAUUGAGAAUCUACAUCUGAGAUGUUGUUCAUGAGUAGCGCUCAAAUAUUGCGCACUGUGUGAAGGCUAAAAAUAGCCGCGAGUGAAUCACCCAGGGCUGCGUGUGCUUAUGUGUGUCAACAGAGGUGCUAGCACUGCGCAUGCAUACUAUAUUACUAUAAAAUAUAAAAUACUAUUUACUUAUUAAACACAGCCUAUUGCGAUUCACAGAGCUAUCGCACGUCUUCAAGUGGCUUUGAAUAAAAUGCAUGAGUCAUCUGAACAACUUUAAUGGUUCUUUUAUGUCAUUUUUGGAGCUUGACAGUAACAAACAUGACUAACACACAGUAUUGGAUUUGGAUCGGGCUUGUCGGACUGAUACCCGAUCCAUUUAAAAACGUCAAUAUCGGAACUGAUACCGAUCCAGGUAUCGGAUCGGUGCAUCCCUAGUAACCGUACACGAUAAUAAACAGCAAUCUUUUACCUGUCUAUAAUAUACAUACAUUUUUAAAAUAUGCCACAAGGACAUCUGUGAAAAUUAAGUGGUGAGUCAUGCAAACAACGUUUUGUCGUUUUGUAUGGAUUCAGAGAAAUGGACAGUUUGAGAGAACUUAUUCGUGGAAAUCAAUCAAACUUCCCAACUCUAUAUCACCAUUUUUGCUACUGAAGUUUUAAAUGAGACUCCAUUAAAAAAAAAUUAUUUCUUGACCUUCCCAUACUCUCAUUGUGAUGCAAAUUAUGGGUGCGAAUCUAGUCUUCUGGCACAAACUUUACAAAACCUGUUGGCCAAGUAAAAUGCAAAUUAAAUCAUCACAAUAUUUAAAAAGUUCGUUUAUUUUAUCUCAAAUAUAUUGCCCAGCCCUACUCUCAGUACUGUGACAUCUUAACCCCAAAGCAUGUGAAGAAUAUUCAGAAAUGCACCACUAUUUUACGGCAUUUCAUUUAAUGUCUUGUACCUUUAUGAAAAGUUGAAUUCCGCUGCUACUAACAAGGUCUUCUUCUGUUCAGAAGAGAGGCCCAAAGCCUGUCAUUAACUGUUUCUAAACCGUCAACAUCACAUUUGAUGUUGCAUAGUAGAUUUUAGGACAGAAGUGUGAGCUGUUUGGUAAGUCAGCCAUGUGAUUGUUUGACACUUCUCAGUGGAGACUCUGAAUUCAUCAGGUACAUAGCGAUUAGCAUCAAAGCUAGAAGCAUUUUCUGAUACCUAACACUAUCAGAGAUUUGUGUGUGACUCUUUAUAAUAAUUAACCACAAGUAAACAGCAUUGUGGCUCCUGAGUGCAGUGGUUUCUUACCUUUCCUGUUUGGAGGUAAAUUGCCUCUCCUAAAUCUAGCCCUUCCAUCACCACUGUUGUACUUCUCCCCCCUGUGCAGAUAAAUUGUUCACACCACGACGCCUCCUGCUGGCUGAACGACAUCAUUCUGCUUUUUCCAGCCUUUCGUUUUCCCUCAUCCCUCUAAACCUGCCUGUAGCUCCCUCUACAUUGUGUUUCCUCUCUAUCUCUUGUACAGAACCUUUCAUUCUUUUUGCUUUAUGUAAAAAUAAACAUUCUUCUUUCUAUGUAAAACCAUACUUUCUCUCUUUUUUGUCAUUAGUUUUUGUUCUUUAUUCUUUUCUAUAUGCUUGAUUGUUUUGGCUCUAAUGAAGUCAAGAAGUCAUGGAUUAUAUUGUUACUAUAUUAGCUCAUUCAGUAAAUGUUAUAAAAAUUCUGAACAGAGGAGAGACAGUGAGGUCAAUUGUUCAAGUGUUUGACACAGCUGAUGUCUUUAUGUGGGGAACAUUGGAAGAACUCGACACGUUGGUUUACCCACAUUUACAUAUUAGGCAAAUUAAUUCUCUCGCAUUCAAAUUUCAAUGGGUUUAUAAUCUAGGCUUCUCAUGAGAGUACUUCUAGUCUAAAAUGACUUCUGUUUCUUAAAGGGAUAGUUCACCAAAAAUGAAAAUUCUCUCAUUUACUCACCCUCAUGCCAUCCCAGAUGUGUAUGACUUUCUUUCAUCUGCUGAACGCAAACAAAUAUUUGUAGAAUAAUUUCUCAGCUGUAAAGAUCCAUACACUGCAAGUGAAUGGGUGCCAAAAUUUUUAAGCUCUAAAAUCCACAUAAGGGCAACAUAAAAGUACCCCAGAUGACUCUGGUAAUUAAAUCCAUCUCUUCUGAAGUGAUAUGAUAGGUGUGGGUGAGACACAGAUCAAUAUUUAAGUCCUUUGUUUUUUACUGAAAAUCUACACUUUCACUUCCACAUUCUGAUGUAGAGGAGUCUUUUUUUUUUUUUUUUUUACUAUAAAU
This is a messenger RNA of Myxocyprinus asiaticus (Chinese sucker), 4872 nucleotides long. RefSeq names its product tropomyosin alpha-1 chain-like. Bases 171 to 1151 code for a protein of 326 amino acids. The transcript has 10 exons. The record is from RefSeq and is a predicted model, not a curated record. NCBI's taxonomy places the organism in Eukaryota, Metazoa, Chordata, Actinopteri, Cypriniformes, Catostomidae. Gene Ontology annotation, cellular component: actin filament. Gene Ontology annotation, biological process: actin filament organization; cardiac muscle contraction. Gene Ontology annotation, molecular function: actin filament binding.